UAUAUACGACUGAAGCGUCAAUUUUGUUCCGAAAUCAAUUUGACAGGUUUAUCAAGUUAUACCUUACACCGCUCGUAAGUAAUAGUGGAACACAAUUGACAUAAAUGCAUCUCAUGAGAUAAGAUUGUUUAAAUAGUUUCAAGUUGCAAGUUGCAAGUAAAUAUUACAUAAAUAAUAACAACUACUUAUCUGGUUGGUUGUGUAGAAAAAAGCGCCAAAGUGGAAAUUGUUUUGAAAUUGGAAUAAAUGAUUCUAAGAAGAUUAUUUAUUUUGACAAAUAGACAGUGUUUGCAUAGAAGAAUUCAUAAUCAUGCGACUAUUUGUGAAACGAACAAUGCAAAGAAUGUUGGCAAACAGAUCAAAAUUCAGGGAUGGGUGAAGGCCGUAAGAAAAAUGAAAGAAAACAUUUUCCUGGACGUUGUUGAUGGCACGACCUGUCAACCCCUUCAGGUUGUUCUUAAAAAAAAUCAAAAGCCCGAAAACCUGGGCUAUGGCUGCAGCAUCGCCGCAGACGGUGAAAUUUCUCAAGCUCCAAACGGAAGAGCGGAGCUACAGGUAGAAAGCCUCACUGUUAUUGGUGGUUGCGAACUCGAAGGCUACCCUUUCUUGCCAAGAAAACAAUAUUCUACAGAUUACAUUCGCAAGUACUUGCACAUGAGGCCCAGGACAAGAAAAUUUUCCAGCAUACUAAGACUCAGAGAUGCCACAGAUAGUAUAAUUAGAGAUCACUUUAGAAAUCGCGGCUUUGUACACAUACACACUCCAAUCUUAACAUCCAAUGACUGUGAGGGAGCUGGAGAAAAUUUUUAUGUACAGCCUUAUUCCACGGAGCUUUUGCAGGAAAUGAAAAAAGAUAGAAUAGAUGAUGAAAGAGAAAUAUACUUUGAUACAAAAGCAUUUUUGACAGUGUCCGGACAGUUACAGCUUGAGGCUUGUGCUAGGUCGUUAUCCAGGGUGUACAACUUUAGUCCAGCGUUUAGAGCAGAGAACGCAAAAUCUAGAUUACACCUUUCAGAGUUUUACAUGAUCGAAGCGGAAAUUGCAUUCAUGUCCUCUUUGGAAGAACUUGCAGCUGAAGUAGAACUUCUAGUCAAAUCUGUGACCGCGAAUCUCUUAGAGAAAGGAUCUUCAGAUCUUAAAACAAUUCAAGCACCGGAGCCAACUUGGUUGGGAAAAAAUUUUGGCUUCAUAACUUAUCAGGAAGCAGUAAAUAUUUUAGAAAAAAAUGCCGACAAGUUGAGUAUUCCAAUAAAAAAUGAAGGUCUGGCCAAAGAACACGAACUAUUUUUAGUUCAGCAUUUCGGCGAUGUUCCAGUCUUUGUUGUAGAAUGGCCAACCAAUAGUAAACCAUUUUACAUGAAACAAUGUGAAGACGACUACACAAAGGUAAAAGCUCUAGAUCUUGUAGCACCAACAGUUGGAGAAUUGGUAGGUGGUAGCGUGAGGGAAGAUAAUUACGAAAAAUUAAAACUAAAAUUGCCAGCCAAUUCGGGUUUAGACUGGUAUCUUGAUCUGAGAAAAUACGGAAACGUCCCAACUGCAGGCUUUGGAUUAGGAUUCGAAAGAUUUCUGCAAAUGGUUACAGGAGUAUCCAACAUCAAAGAUGUCAUACCUUUUCCUAGAUGGCCACACAAUUGCAGUUUGUAA
Copidosoma floridanum is the source of this 1647-nucleotide messenger RNA. RefSeq names its product asparagine--tRNA ligase, mitochondrial (gene AsnRS-m). The record is from RefSeq and is a predicted model, not a curated record. Gene Ontology annotation, molecular function: asparagine-tRNA ligase activity; nucleic acid binding; ATP binding. Gene Ontology annotation, biological process: asparaginyl-tRNA aminoacylation. Gene Ontology annotation, cellular component: mitochondrion. Lineage: Eukaryota; Metazoa; Arthropoda; Insecta; Hymenoptera; Encyrtidae.